Closterium sp. Naga37s-1 is the source of this 642-nucleotide messenger RNA. NCBI's taxonomy places the organism in Eukaryota, Viridiplantae, Streptophyta, Zygnematophyceae, Desmidiales, Closteriaceae. The record is from the annotation of a GenBank genome assembly.
AUGGCAUCGCAGCAAGUACAACGUGAUGAGCCAUUUCAGCCUCUGGCUCUGGAUGCUCUUCACGCGCUGGAUGCACGCUCGCUCGCGCUGGCAUUCGCGCACAUCUGUCUUAUACCGGGCUUCGCGUUUGUCUACAUGGAUGAUGAGCGCGACGGUGAUGAUGCCAUCCGGGCUUUGGACGGUAUGGAGUUCGGUAGGCAGCGCCGACGCCUUCGCGUUGAAUGGGCAAGGGGGGAAGGUCCUGUGAAGCAAAGGGAGGUAGAGCGUAGGAACUCCAAGCCUUCGAAAACUCUAUUCGUUGUGAAUUUUGACCCCAUCAAUACCCGAACACGGGACUUGGAGAGGCAUUUCGAACCAUAUGGCAAACUGGUUCGGGUCCAGAUUCGCAAGAACUUUGCGUUUGUGCAAUAUGAGACGAUUGAGGAGGCUGAAGCAGCGGUUAAAGGAACUGAUGGAAGCUCGGUUGAUGGUCGUCAAAUUACUGUAGAAUUUGCUGCCAGAGAGGACAGCUUUGACGAUGACAGGACUGCGCGCCGUGGCAGCCCUGACUAUGGCAGGCGCAGGGGCAGCCCAGAGUAUGGGCGCUAUGGAAGGUGUGUAAAGUUGCUGACAUGUGUAAAUUCUGUCCAACGCGGGGUAUAG